This is a messenger RNA of Coregonus clupeaformis (lake whitefish), 5693 nucleotides long. Its product is annotated as ephrin type-A receptor 6. The transcript has 19 exons. Gene Ontology annotation, cellular component: plasma membrane; neuron projection. Bases 697 to 3750 code for a protein of 1017 amino acids. Gene Ontology annotation, biological process: cell surface receptor protein tyrosine kinase signaling pathway; axon guidance; protein phosphorylation. The record is from RefSeq and is a predicted model, not a curated record. NCBI's taxonomy places the organism in Eukaryota, Metazoa, Chordata, Actinopteri, Salmoniformes, Salmonidae. Gene Ontology annotation, molecular function: transmembrane-ephrin receptor activity; ATP binding; protein binding.
CCCUCUAGUGCCGGGCGCCCUGCACAAACGCGCUCUGUUUCGCCGUUCUUUAGCUGUACUCUGUCGUUAACUGGCGUUGUACGGUUCUCUGCUGCAGCAGUCAGUCCAGGCUUGCAUGGAACUGGCUACAGCGGCACUACGCGCGCUCACACCGACCAACCAAACAACGGAUACCGUGCCACUUGGAGUUUGGAACUGUCUGUCACUAGCCGCAUCCUGGCGUCCUCCAUUUACCGCGUGAAGGAAUCACGAAUACGUUUUGGCUGAAACCAGGAGAAAAUAAAAUAGCGCACCUGAGGAGGAAUGUUUGAUUAGAUUUCUUGUCAAAACAGUUAAAUACAGGAGGCUCCGACACGGAGCACAACGUUUUAAUGAUCUAAGAAGUAUUUUGUCGUUGAGCAUUGCUCUAGGAAUGCGGUCUCUGCCGGUAUAUGUCGUCUUGAUUUUAGUUUUUGCCGCCGUGUGAACUUCACCAACCUUCCUCAGCUCUCCGCCGGAUCAUGCGAUGGAUCUCCUCCAGUAGCCUACAGCCGUCUGUCAGCUCUCUCCAGCGGGGACUUGAUGUGAGGAGGGUCCGGGAAGAGGAGAGACACCCACGGCUCCGCUUGGGAUUUCAAGGCGCGUUGUGACCAGGUUUCUUCUCUUGGAUAGUCUCCUGCUCGGCGCGGUGCUGGGCAGCCAGUGGAUGGUACAGAAAUGACUUUAGGAGAAAAACUCUGCCUCGUUUUCCUAUUUUUUCGGAUUCUCUUCACUCCUACCAGCCACGGCAAUCAAGUGGUACUGCUGGACACCACCUCUGUUUUGGGAGAGCUGGGAUGGAAGACCUAUCCCAUGAAUGGGUGGGAUGCUAUAACAGAGAUGGAUGAACACAACCGUCCCAUCCAUACCUUCCAGGUGUGUCACGUGAUGGAACCCAACCAGAACAACUGGCUACGCUCCAACUGGAUCUUCCGCCAGGCCGCACAGAAGGUGUAUGUGGAGCUGCGGUUUACUCUGAGAGACUGUAACUCCAUCCCCUGGGUGUCUGGGACCUGCAAGGAGACCUUCAACCUCUUCUACUAUGAGACAGACGAGUCCCACGGGGUCAAGUUCAAACCCGCCCAGUACACCAAGAUCGACACCAUCGCAGCCGACGAGAGCUUCACCCAGAUGGACCUGGGAGACCGCAUUCUCAAGCUCAACACGGAGGUACGGGAAGUGGGUCCUAUCUCCAGGAAGGGUUUCUACCUGGCGUUCCAGGACAUUGGGGCGUGCAUUGCCCUGGUCUCUGUCAGGGUGUACUAUAAGAAGUGUCCCUUCACCCUGAGGAACCUGGCCUCCUUCCCCGACACCGUGCCCCGGGUCGACUCAUCCUCCCUGGUGGAGGUCAGGGGAGCGUGUGUGGAGCACGCCGAGGAGAGGGACACGCCCAAACUGUACUGCGGCGCCGACGGUGACUGGCUGGUGCCGUUGGGGAAGUGUGUCUGUAGCCUGGGCUACGAAGAGAUGGAUGGGGCAUGUCUCGCGUGUCGACCAGGCUUCUACAAGGCGUUUGCGGGGAACAUCAAGUGUUCCAAGUGUCCCCCUCACAGUUUCAGCUACGGUGAGGGGGCUGCUUUCUGCCACUGUGAGAAGGCUUUCUACAGAGCUGAGAGAGACCCACCCACUAUGGCCUGCACACGUCCCCCCUCCCCUCCUCGUAACGUGGUCUUCAACCUGAAUGACACCUGUCUACUGUUAGAGUGGUCUCCUCCCAGUGACAUGGGUGGUCGCAGGGACCUGACCUAUAACGUGCUGUGUAAACGCUGCGGCCCAGAGCCCGACCAAUGCCAGCUGUGUGGGGAGGAGCUUCGCUUCGUGCCCCGCCCCCAGGGCCUGACCAACGCCAUGGUAACAGUGAUGGAAUUCUCGGCUCACGCCAACUACACCUUCGAGAUUGAGUCGCUGAACGGAGUGUCUAAGAUGAGCCACUUCCCGAGACCUGUGGCCGCCAUCACGGUCUCCACCGACCAGGGCGGUCCCUUUAUGGUGGGUGUGCUAAAGAAGGACUGGGCAUCUCAGAACAGUAUUGCCCUGUCGUGGCUGGAGCCAGAACAGACCUCCCUCCUGGUGGUUGACUAUGAGGUCAAGUACUUUGAGAAGGAACAUGAGGAGUUGAGCUACUCGUCGACGCGGACCAAAGCCCCCAGUGUGGUCAUCACAGGAUUAAAACCCUCCACCUGCUACGUCUUCAGCCUGAGAACACGCACCUCCGCUGGACACAGCGCCUAUAGCCCCAAAUGCGAGUAUGAGACCACGGACGACACGUCGGACAUGGCUUCAGACCAGGGUCAAGUGUUGGUGAUUGUCACGGCAGCCGUGGGUGGCUUCACUCUCCUCAUCAUCCUCACCCUCUUCUUCCUCAUCACCGGACGGCCUCAGACCUCACACAGCAGGAUCCCAACCUGGCAACCCAUUGAUAUCCAGCGCUCUGAUAGCCUCUCUGAUCUGGCAACCUGGAUCUUGUGUCAGUGGUACAUCAAAUCCAAGAUGAGCUCAGAGGACAAGAGGAGGACCAACUAUCAGAGCGGACAUGCUCUCCCGUACCCGGGGGUAAAGUCCUAUGUAGAUCCAGACACCUAUGAGGAUCCUACCCAGGCCGUCCAUGAGUUUGCCAAAGAGAUCGACCCCACCCGGAUCCGUAUAGAAAGAGUCAUCGGAGCAGGUGAGUUUGGGGAGGUGUGUAGCGGUCGUCUGCGGAUACCGGGGAAGAGGGAGAUUGCCGUGGCGAUAAAGACGCUGAAGGGCGGCUACGUGGAGCGCCAGAGGCGGGACUUCCUCCGAGAGGCCAGCAUCAUGGGACAGUUUGACCACCCAAACAUCAUCAGGCUGGAGGGCGUGGUCACCAAAAGCAGACCUGUGAUGAUUGUUGUGGAGUACAUGGAGAAUGGAUCUCUGGACUCUUUCCUGAGGAUGCAUGACAGCCACUUCACAGUGAUCCAGUUGGUGGGCAUGCUGCGUGGUAUCGCAUCGGGCAUGAAGUACCUGUCUGACAUGGGCUACGUCCACAGAGACCUGGCCGCUCGCAACAUCCUGGUCAACAGCAACCUGGUGUGUAAGGUGUCUGACUUCGGCCUGUCCAGAGUCCUGGAGGACGACCCCGAGGCUGCUUACACAACCACGGGAGGUAAGAUCCCUAUCAGGUGGACAGCUCCAGAGGCCAUCUCCUACAGGAAGUUCUCAUCAGCCAGCGAUGCCUGGAGUUACGGAAUCGUCAUGUGGGAAGUGAUGUCAUACGGGGAGCGGCCUUACUGGGAGAUGUCCAAUCAGGACGUGAUCCUGUCCAUAGAGGAGGGCUACCGUCUCCCUGCUCCUAUGGGCUGCCCUGUAGUUCUACACCAGCUGAUGCUACACUGCUGGCAGAAGGAGAGGAGCCAGAGGCCCAAGUUCACUGACGUGGUCUCCUUCCUGGACAAGCUGAUCAGGAACCCCAGUAGCCUGCUGGCCCUGGUGGAAGAUAUACAGGGUCUACCAGAGUCCCCAGGAGAGGUGGUGGACUACCCCAUGUUCAUCUCCAUCGGGGAUUGGCUGGAUUCCAUCAAGAUGAGCCAAUACAAGAGCAGCUUUGUGGCAGCAGGAUUCAGCACACUGGACUCAGUGGCCCAGAUGAGCAUUGAAGACGUGCGGAGGAUCGGGGUGGUGUUGAUUGGCCACCAGAGGAGGAUCGUCAGCAGCAUACAGAACCUCCGACUGCAGCUACUACACGAACAGGAGAAGGGCUUCCAUGUAUGAGACCUUAGAACGGACAGACAGACGGACAGAGAGAGAGAUGGACAGAGAGACAGACAGACAGCCACAGCCUGUGCCUCAGUCUUCACCCCUCAGACAGACAGACCGUCUCAGCCCGUAGGCCUCUCUCAGACAGACUACUACACACUUGGACCUCGAUGCAGAACCUCAAUAAAGCCAGACUGUUUUAUACACCUGAACCUGCUUCAGCCAGAGACAGAACAGCAGAGACAGAGACAGGACUCUGAGAGACACACUGUACUGGCUGUCCCUGGCUCCCCCUGGGGCAUGUAUGCCUUGUUGCAGCAUCAGUACUUCUCGUCUAUGUGGAGCAACAUUAUUAUACAGUAGAGCUGUAGAUUUGGGAAUGUACAUUUUCUCUCCAUGUUUUUGUGACCAUGAUGUAGCUGCUAACAGAUGAACAAUCAAAAGGAUUGUCCUUAAAUAAUAUGAUGUGAAUUAUUUUGGAGUUUGAUAAGUAAGCGUCAUCAUAAGGUAUUCUUGUUGCAUUAUUUAACCUCUCCAGAGUAUCUGGGUAUGCUAAUACUUGAAGAAAACGAAGAGACCGUUUUUGAAGUGCAGAGGAUUUCUGAAUGUUUUAAGUGUAUAGACAAUUUAUCGAUUAUAAUCCUAAACUAAUAUUUAUAUCUGUGCAGUCCUGUAUGUGAGCGCCCUAGUAAAUCUGGAUGUUAUCUCUUUAUUUACCAUUUUAUCGAAAUCAGCAAUAUAUGCAGUCGUCUCAGUAACUAAGAUAAGAGAAAUAAAUAAAUAAUACUCUCUUAUGGACCUAUAGACAUUGAGAGCAGAUUGUCAGCAAACCUCAACAGACUCUGUACAUGCUAACAUGCCAACUACACAGGGCAGUCGUGCAAUGCUAAAGACUUAUGAAAGCUGUUGGAAACAAAUGUACGGUAUAUAGUAGGAGGGGAAAUCAAGGCUGUUGGGCAUACAGUAGUUGGUUUCAUUAUAUGUUUUUGUGGUCAAGACUCACGUGUAUUCCAUGCUAGAGAGAGAGGUAUGUUCUGCUCGGUGACAGACACACAGAGACAGCAGCACCAGAGUCAUAUAUCUCUUUGUCUCUAUAUGGCCCUCAGCAGCAUUGUAAUAACCCAUAAACCUCUCCAGAUCCACAGUAACGCAGGUGGUUCGGUGAACCACAAAAAAUAUAUGCCUGAAACCUGAAGACUUGCGUUAGCUAAUGCUUAGGCUUUAACUCGGCACGCUAACAUAGUCUUGUGGAGUACAGACGACCCAGGUUCAAACCCAGUCGGUCACAUACACACACACACACACACACCUACAAUAUAGUAUGUUCUGGAGCAGGAGUGUACCUGAGGAGCCUGUAUGGCAGUGGAUAGUGGUGGGAGGAGCUAAAGGAGGACAGGCUCAUUGUAAUGGCUGAAAUGGAACCAAUGGAACGGUAUCAAACACAUCAAACAUAUGGAAAGUUCCAAAAAUUCCAUUCCAGCCAUUACAAUGAGACUGUCCUCCUAUAGCUCCUCCCACCCGCCUUCACUGCUUUACGGAGUAGGAGGAAGUUGCCCCCAGACACUGAUCUAAAGUCAGUUUAAUAGUUUACCCCCUAAUGGUUGAGGUAAGAAUGGAGGUAGGCUAAGCUGAUCCUAGAUAUGUGGUUUGGAACAACUUCUAAAUGGAGCUCACCUGUCCAGCAGGUUUUCACAGACAGACCAUUCAGGUGUCCCUCAGAGGGGAGGACACACAUACACACACACUUCCCUCCUCCUGGAAGGAGAGACUAGAUCAGGCUGUUUAAAAUGUCUUACUGCUGAGCAACGGGAGAAUGCUAUUUUGUACAAAGUACAAGUAUACUUAUAAUUCUUGUAUUUUAUUUUUCUAUAAUUUCCAAAGAGAUGUGGUAGAUCUUGCACACUGUGAGAGGCAGUUUAAAGCGGAUAUUUAUUUGCGAAUAAAGGUGAACAGUUCUG